AUGGCUCAAGUCGCUAUCAUCGGAGGCGGUCUCUCUGGACUCACCCUCGCCCUCUAUCUUCACAAGAGUGGCAUCUCCUCCGCAGUCUACGAAGCCAGGCCCAAGGACUUCGUCUCAGGCGGCAACAUCGCCCUUUCACCCAACGCCCUCCGCGUCCUCGACCACAUUGGCGUCUACGACACCCUUCGCCCCCAAGGUUUCGCCUUCGAGUCCGUCGCCUUCCUCAACGGCCGUGGCGGGCUCUUGGCCAAGGUCCUCAACGGCAGCUAUGAAGAGUACAACUACCCGGCCCUGCGCAUCCGCCGCACCGUCCUCCGCGGCGAGCUGAUCCGCCAGCUCGAGCUCCUUGGGGUGCCGAUUCACUACGAGAAGAAGUGCGCCGGCGUCCGCGAGGAGACAGAUACUUCAGCCACUGUGGAAUUUGAGGACGGCGAGACCGUGACAGCCGAGUUUGUCAUCGGCGCUGAUGGAAUUCACUCGCGCGUGCGGUCAUUUGUACGCCCUAACGGCAGCAAGCCCGUCUUCCAAGGCCUUGCUGGUAUCUCUGGUACCUACAAGCUCAGCGACUUGCCCGACGUUGACACGGACACGCACUACCCCUGCAUGCUUUUCGGCGGCAACGGCUCCUUUGCGGUCAUGCCGGCAUCGGCGGACGGCGACGAGGUGAGCUACUUUGCGACCUUUGAGGUUGAGGAGCGGCCGCGUGAGGAGUGGGCGGCGCUGGACGCCGACAAGGAGACCUUGGCGAAGAUGAUCAAGGAGAGGUUCCCUAUCGAUUCGAGCUGGCCUGAGGUCGUGCGCGCUCUGUGCCACCGGACCCCGACUGAGUCGUUGACUCUCUGGCCUUUCUACUUGCUUUCUGCCAAGGAAUCUUGGUCUUCCCCGAGUCGCCGUGUCCUCCUCAUCGGAGACGCAACUCACGGCAUGCCCCCGACUGCAAGUGGCGCAACUUCCUUUGAGGACGCGGAAACCCUCGCAUACACCCUCGCCCACAUCAAGGCACCGCUCUUCAACGACAGCGCCCGGCCGCAGGUUAUCCAAGCCUGGGAGGACCACCGCAAGGACCGCGUGUCCAAGAUUGUGGACUUCACCACCCAAAACGGUGACCUGCGCAAGACGUCCACCUCCUUCAUUCACCAGUGGAUCAAGGAGAUGACCAUCUGGGCGUACAUCAAGAUGGUCGGCCCUCACAUGGGCUGCAAGUGGAUGUACUCGUACCACGGAGAGAGCGUUCGCGCUGUUCUGGGCCGCCUCGGCAUCGACGAGUCAAAAGCGAAGGCCCAGUGA
Molecule: messenger RNA, 1287 nt
Organism: Colletotrichum acutatum
Lineage: Eukaryota; Fungi; Ascomycota; Sordariomycetes; Glomerellales; Glomerellaceae
Product: salicylate hydroxylase
Exons: 4
Coding region: 1-1287 (428 amino acids)
Molecular function (GO): FAD binding; monooxygenase activity
Source: RefSeq, a predicted model, not a curated record